AUGCGCCAUGUUUUCAAAACCCCAAAACUUAAUCACCUGCACCACCACCACCACAUUCUGACACCAUUCUUCUUCUACUCAACUACCACAUUAUUCCAACAAUGCAGUUCACUCUCCCAUGUCAAAAUUCUUCACCAACACUUAACUAUAAACGGCCAUUUACACCCAUCUUCAAUAUACAUACAAAAACUUAUAAGUCUAUACAUUACAUACAACUCUCCAUCACACGCUAUCUCUCUUUUAUCCCGUUCCGACCAAUCCUCGUCCGCUGUCUAUUUUUGGAACAAGCUCAUUCGGCGUUCCGUCCAUCUCGGUUUGCUCGAAAACUCGCUUGAUGUUUAUUUUCAUAUGUAUUUGCUUAAUUGGAAACCUGAUGGUUAUACAUUUCCUUAUGUUUUUAAGGCGUGUGGCGCGUUAAGGUUGUUGAAUGUCGGCGAGAUGGUUCAUGGGAAUGUUGUGGUUCUUGGGUAUGUUGAGAAUGUUUUUGUUUGUAACGCGAUUGUUGCCAUGUAUGGUCGGUGUGGUGAGUUGGGUUUUGCGCGUAAGGUGUUUGAUGAAAUGUUUGUUAGAGAUGUCGUGUCGUGGAAUUCUGUUGUGGCUGCUUGUGUGCAGUGUGGGGAUUUGAGAAAUGCGGUUGGGUUGUUUUGUAAGAUGACGGGGUUUGAAGACGAGGGAAAUGGGAAGCGGGUUUGUGCUGAUGCUGUAAGCCUUGUUAAUAUUCUUCCCGUGUUGGCUUCAGGUCGUGCGUCUAUGAAAGGAAAAGAAGUUCAUGCUUACGCGUUGAAAAGUAGAGUUAUUGAGGAUUUGUUUGUUGGAAAUGCUGUGGUGGACAUGUAUGCGAAAUGUGAGAUGAUGGAUGAUGCGUAUAAAGUUUUUGAGCGGAUGGAAGUGAAGGAUGUUGUUUCUUGGAAUGCGAUGGUUACUGGGUACUCACAAAUUGGUAGAUUUGAAGAUGCGCUUUGUUUGUUUGAGAGAAUGAAAGGGGAAAAGAUUGAGUUAAAUGUGGUAACCUGGAGUGCUGUGAUUGCAGGUUAUGCUCAAAGAGGUUAUGGACAUGAAGCGCUUAACAUUUUUAGGCAAAUGUUGGUUUCUGGCUCUGAGCCAAAUGUCGUCACACUUGUUUCAUUACUAUCGGGUUGUGCUUGUGCUGGGACACUAAGUCAGGGGAAGGAGAUUCAUUGUUAUGCCAUGAAAAAGAUUUUCGAUACAAAAAAGAAUGACUUAGAAGAUGAACAAAUGGUGAUCAAUUCUUUAAUUGACAUGUAUGCCAAAUGCAAGGCAGGCGAUCUUGCACGUAAGUGUUUUGAUUCUGUUGCUCCGAUUAAUAGAAAUGUAGUCACUUGGACGGCCAUGAUUGGUGGGUAUUCUCAACACGGUGAUGCCAAUGAUGCAUUGAAACUGUUUUCAGAUAUGUUUAAACAAAACAAACCCACUAUGCCAAAUGCUUUCACAAUAUCUUGUGCCCUAAUGGCAUGUGCUCGUCUUGCUGCUUUACGACCUGGUAAGCAAAUUCAUGCUCAUGUCCUCCGUAACAGAUAUGCAAAAUCUGAUGUGUUAUUUGUUGAGAAUUGUCUUAUCGACAUGUAUGUUAAAUCGGGUGAUGUUGAUGUGGCACGUGUUGUAUUUAAUAAUAUGAAACAAACAAAUGCUGUAUCAUGGACAUCUCUAUUGACUGGGUACGGAAUGCAUGGUCGUGGCUCAGAGGCUAUUGACCUCUUUGACGGGAUGAGAAAGGCAGGUCUCCCCAUUGAUGGUGUGACAUUUGUUGUUGUACUUUAUGCUUGUAGUCACUCUGGUUUAGUUGAAAAAGGUUUGGACUAUUUUGACUCUAUGACACGGGAGUUUGGGAUUGUUCCUGGGGUUGAACAUUAUGCCUGCAUGGUGGAUCUACUGGGCCGAUCUGGCCAGUUAGAGAAAGCUAUGGAGGUCAUCAAAGAAAUGCCUAUGGAACCCAGUCCAGUAGUGUGGGUGGCGUUACUUGGUUCUGCGAGGGUCCAUACCAAUGUAGAAUUAGGGGAAUAUGCUUCGACUAAGUUGUUAGAAUUAGGGUGUGAGAAUGAUGGAACAUACACACUUCUUUCAAACAUAUAUGCCAAUGCUAGGCGCUGGAAAGAUGUAGCUAAAGUUCGGUAUUUGAUGAAACAUACAGAGGUUUGGAAGAGACCCGGGUGUAGUUGGAUUCAGGGGAAAGCAGACACUGCAACAUUCUAUGUUGGAGAUAAAACUCACCCAUUGACCGAAGAGAUAUAUAAUCUUCUUGAUGAGUUGAUGCAUAAGAUUAAAGCCCUUGGUUAUGUUCCUGAUACAAGUUUUGCGCUCCAUGAUGUGGAUGAUGAAGAGAAAGGUGAUCUUCUUGUAGAACACAGCGAAAGGUUAGCACUUGCCUAUGGGAUAUUAACAACAGCACCUGGUGUACCCAUUAGGAUCACAAAAAACUUGCGUAUUUGUGGUGACUGUCACAUUGCCAUCAUGUACAUAUCUAAAAUUAUUGAUCAUGAGAUAAUUUUGAGGGAUACCAGUCGCUUCCAUCAUUUCAAGAACGGAUACUGCUCCUGCAAAGAUUUUUAUUGAAGAAAAUGCAAAUGUGUACCUACAUGGCUACAUGAUAUAUUGGCUGUAUCCAAACUGCUAAUGAAAAACUACAUCAAGUGGUGCAUGCAGUUAGCAACACACAUAACCAAAGACCGCUCGGCUGUUAGAACAACAAAAAUGUUGCUCUGUUUGUUAUUUGGCUGCUAAAUUUGAGAAAUAUUUAGAUUCUGCUGCUGCUAAAUCACAUGACAAUGGUUUUCUCCUUUGGAGGUUUGCAUGAUGCUAAUGUGCAUUUUUAUCUUUUAAUAUGAAAACCACAUUUUUUAGAUAAUGGGAAAUGUUUUCUCAUGAGGAACAGGCUAAACUCCAGGAUGUGACUUGUUUGGAGAAACAUGUUAUAUAUCAAGAACCCCACAGAUGCACUCGAAUUAAGUAGAGGACGUGUGGAAGGUAUAAACAGAAAUGAUGUAGCGGAGGCUAUUUCUGUGGUUAGUUUCUGAUAUAGAUCAUAAGUUACAGCAGAUUGAAAGCAGAAAGAAAGUCGGGGGGGUUAAGUGUCGUUUUUAAUAAUUAGUUAGUUAAUUAUAGUAAUGUCUUGGUGGACAAGUUAGGUCUUAACUUGUCCUUCUUUAAAUAAGGCUGAAAGCCAAUUGUUUAGGGUAUGGAGAUUAUUAUUAUUGUUCUUAGGAACUAGGGCUGCUGGGGCAUUAAUCCAGAUAGGGCCACUGGGGCAUUAAUCCAGAUUAUCUAUCGAUUGUCUUCUCUUUUUCUUAUUUUCUGUUUUAUUCUUAUUGUGUUGCUACUUUCGGGUCUGAUACACAUCAAUUGGUAUCAGAGCAAUCUUUCCUGCAACCUGUGGUAGUAAAAAAAAAAAAAAUACAGUUCAUCGUGCGAACUGUUCACCGCGUUACUGUUCGUCCAGAAAAGUUACUGUUCCUCGUGUUACUGUUCAUUCGGGGGGAAAAAUCAGCGGGCAACAUGAAAUCUGCCUUGGAAAAGAUCAUGGCUAUUAGCCAAGAGGGUACUGUUGAAGAAUAUUGCCUUUCGUUUCAAAUCUUAUUCGAUCAAGUUAAAAAUCUAGAAGAAAUUUCUGAGAUCUACGCUAUAUAUCUAUUCAUCUAUGGUUUAGAUACUGAAAGCAAGGAGAUAUUUGUUAAAUGGCAUCAAUAUAGCUGCUCUAAGUUGAAAGAUGUGAUGUCAUUGGCUUUGGAAAUUGAUUCUCAUGGUUUGCAAGAUUCAUUCUCUCCUUUUGAUCCUACUUCUUCUCUUUAUAAAGAAGAUUCGGAGUUUGAUUUAAAAAAAGAAGAGAACAAGGCUGUUUUUAGUGCUGGAGUUGAAGAUGUGGACGUCACUGAAGGUACAAAAUCAUGUCAAGAAAUCAGUAUGGAGCUCGAGAAAGAAACCACGGUGUCUGUUAAACUGGUGGUGGUGGAAGAUAUACGUGAAGACUGUGCCAAACUAGUAGAUGUUUGUGAUCGUAGUGCUAUAAAGCAGAACAGAUAUAUGAUUCUGUAGUAAAGUGUUCUAAUAAACUGCUUUGGGGUUGGUUACUUGGGACAAAGACAACAGCAGCGGAGACCUUUAAGGAGAAACCUAUUGCAACCGAUCAAAAACAGGAGUUACUAGAAAAGAAAUUUUGUUGCAAAGGCGGUGGAAGAGAAGUUCAUUUUGAUACUGACUUCCCAUGGGAUCCCGGAAUUACUCAAGGCUAUUUUUUAAAGCAACACCUUGAGGACAAGGUGUUUUUGGGGAUGGGAGUAAUGAUAUAGAUCAUAAGUUACAGCAGAUUGAAAGCAGAAAGAAAGUCGGGGGGGUUAAGUGUCGUUUUUAAUAAUUAGUUAGUUAAUUAUAGUAAUGUCUUGGUGGACAAGUUAGGUCUUAACUUGUCCUUUAAAUAAGGCUGAAAGCCAAUUGUUUAGGGUAUGGAGAUUAUUAUUAUUGUUCUUAGGAACUAGGGCUGCUGGGGCAUUAAUCCAGAUAGGGCCACUGGGGCAUUAAUCCAGAUUAUCUAUCGAUUGUCUUCUCUUUUUCUUAUUUUCUGUUUUAUUCUUAUUGUGUUGCUACUUUCGGGUCUGAUACACAUCAGUUUCAUGAUUCUUUGUAGCUUUCCCUGUAAUUGAUGUGUACUGUUUAAAUAUUCAUAUCUGCAUCCCAUCAUUAUAGGUUGAAGCAUUAGCUGUUCACUGUUAGAGUGAGAGAGUUAAUUUAAGAAAAGGCUGAGGUUGAUAUACCAGCAAGUUUUCUGCAGCAGGCUUCAGGAGAUGCUAAAAAGCUUGUUGGUGAAGAAAGUGCUUUUGCACGGACUGAGAUUGAGAACGCCAGCUCUGCAGUUCAGAGAGUGGAAGUAGCUCUUCAGGAACAAGAAAGAAUGUCCCGUGCUUCUGGAACUCAGAAAGGAACGUGAUGAAAGAGAACCAGAGGGAAUGGCUCUUUAUUGAUGGCCAUAAAGUCCGGCAAAAACAAAAUGCUGGAAACAGGAUUAGACUCCUGCGUACUUGAAAGAAUCAAAAGAUAUUGGAUGAUGGAGAUGUUGCUAUAAUGCUAAAUACUGGGAUGAUGAUACCAACCACAAAAAAUCGUACUAGCUUUUAACAGGUAAAUUCUUGUAUUGUAAUGACUGAUUUGCAGACACAUUAACUUAAGAAGGGCUUGAUGUUAUGAAA
Erigeron canadensis is the source of this 5195-nucleotide messenger RNA. RefSeq names its product pentatricopeptide repeat-containing protein At5g16860. The coding region runs from base 1 to 2571 and encodes 856 amino acids. Gene Ontology annotation, biological process: RNA modification. Lineage: Eukaryota; Viridiplantae; Streptophyta; Magnoliopsida; Asterales; Asteraceae. Gene Ontology annotation, molecular function: RNA binding; zinc ion binding; protein binding. The record is from RefSeq and is a predicted model, not a curated record. The transcript is spliced from 3 exons.